Molecule: messenger RNA, 3244 nt
Organism: Heterobilharzia americana
Lineage: Eukaryota; Metazoa; Platyhelminthes; Trematoda; Strigeidida; Schistosomatidae
Source: the annotation of a GenBank genome assembly
GUUUACAUUGAGUUCGCAAUUUGGAUUUGCAUUCUUUGAUUGUUUCAAGUUCUUGUUGUCUGCUGGUUAUAAGUAGUUGACUUCAGACUUUAAAUUAUGUUUAUGCGCCGGAGUAAAUUCAAGCACGUUUUCGGCAAGCCAUGCAAGAAAGAGUUUUGUUAUGAAGAUAUACGAAUAACCAAGAGUAGUUGGGAUGCUCGAUUUUGUGCUGUCAAUCCUAAAUACCUAGCCAUUAUCACUGAAGCUGCCGGUGGUGGUGCGUUUCUUGUCUUACCUAUAGAAAAGGUGGGUCGAGUGGAGCGUGAUGCUCCUCUUGUUGCUGGACAUAAGGGAAGUGUCUUAGAUAUACAAUGGUGCCCACAUAAUGAUGAUCUCAUCGCCAGUGGUUCAGAAGACUGUACUGUAAAGGUUUGGCAAAUCCCAGAAGGUGGACUUCUUCCGAAAACAAAUUUGACGACACCUGUGGCUGACCUGGUGUGUCAUCAGCGUCGUGUUGGGUUAGUCGUGUGGCACCCAACUGCUGAACACGUUCUAUUAUCGGCAGGUACCGACAACAUGGUGUAUAUAUGGAAUGUGGCUACAGAAGAGCCAUUGGUUGAGAUAUCAUUUCCAGAUAUUGUCUUAUCUGCUUGUUUUAAUUAUAAUGGCUCUCGCUUGGUUACAACUUGUAAAGAUCGGCGUACACGAGUGCUUAAUCCACGAACUGGAUCAAUUAUUGUUGAUGGCAUUUGUCACCAAGGCUCAAAACCACAGGAGGCUGUUUAUAUUAAAGACAAUCGAAUUUUUACCACUGGUUUCUCACCAAUGAGCGAACGCCAGUAUGCGUUAUGGAAAGACGAGGAUAUUUCUGAACCUUUGCACAUUCAAGAAUUAGAUACAAGCAAUGGCGUACUAUUUCCUUUCUAUGAUUCAGAUACCAAUUUAAUAUAUCUUUGUGGGAAAGGUGAUAGUACGAUAAGGUACUUCGAAAUAACUGAUGAAGAACCAUAUAUACACUAUAUUAAUAUGCUUACCAGUUCAGAUCCACAGAGAGGAAUGGGUUGGAUGCCGAAACGGGGAUUGGACGUAAAUCAAAAUGAGAUUGCCAGAUUUUAUAAAUUGCAUGCUAAAGGAUUAUGUGAAGUUAUCCCGUUCACUGUACCUCGAAAAUCAGAGCUAUUUCAAGACGAUCUUUAUCCGGAUACAAUUGGUGAUGUUCCAGCACUGACAGCUGAAGAAUGGAUGUCUGGCAAAGAUGCAGAUCCUGUCUUGGUUUCUCUCAAGGAAGGUUAUGUUCCAAAGUCAAAACCGAAAAAGCGUAUUGGUAAGGUGAUCCCAGCCAGUUCAACAACAGGAAAUGAAGACCAGCAGUCAUCUCUGUCAGUCCCACAAACAAAAGCUUCAUCCCAUCAAAAUCGUCAAUCUGUUUCCAAGUCACCGAAUCCUGAAGUUCCUCAAAAAACCGAUCUUUUAGACACACAGAGACAAAGAUCAACUAAAAGUACUCCACCUAAAGAUGUCCCAUCUUCAGAACAAGUAAACGGUGUCGCAACCGGUGCCAAUCAUGUGAACCUUGUUGACGUUCAACACCUCAUGGAAGAUAUUCGUAAGAUGAAGAUUAUAAUCAAAGGUCAUGAAAGACGCAUACGGAACUUAGAAGAGCGUCUAGACCUAACGGAUAGUGGUGGAGAUUGUGUUUCGUCUAUGUCUGUUAGUUCGAUUAAAUAAGUUGAAAACCUAACUGUUUUCAUCAGGUCUACAAGAAUUCAUCCUUCUUCAUACACUAUUCGUUAAUCAUUACCAGUAAUUCAAAAAAACAUUCUGUGUAGGCUGUCAUAUCAUAUUUUCGGGAUAAAAAUAGCUAAUUUUGUCAUGGUGUUCGUUGCAUGUAUCCUGAAAGCUUUCUUUUUUUUUUAGUGCCCAUAAAACAAGAAAUGUCUUCCAAUUUCUGUCACUGAAGUAAACUUUUCGGACAUCUAUUUCUCUUUGUCUCUAUUGACUGAGUUUAUCUUAUCGGCUUAAUGAAACAUACUCCAAUUUCAUUCUAUGUAAAUCAAUUUUGAUCGACAAAUUAGUAGUUUGAACAAACUAUUAUAUUCGUCAGCAUUUACUAACAGGAUAUAUAUAUAUAUAUAUAUAUAUAUAUAUAUAUAUAUAUAUAUAUAUAGCCUUUGUUUGCCUUUCUCUUCUUCCGCUAAUCCCCAAAGCAUAAUGUGCGAUUUUUACAGUUCUCAUUGUUUGCUAAAUAGUCUACUUUGGUAUAAACACACAUGUAGACAUAUAGUCUCUCUUUACGCUUACAUACUUUAUAGUCCAUUGAAAGUUUUCCAUAAUCACACACACACUUCGACAUAACUCUAACCAUAUUUUCACAUAAAUCUUACCAAUUUAUGUACAAGUGGGUGAAUGAAUGAAUACCUAUGAAUCUCUUGUACUCAACAUCAAUUGAUACCCCGUGUUUAUUUCUUAUUUUUCAGCCGUUCUCCUUUCUUUUCAAUAUGGUUUUAUUUCGAAGGAUGUUAUUGAAUCUUUUCUCUCUUGAUUUUUUUGCUUGAUUCCCACUUGGAGUUUUUCAUUUCUUGUUUUUCGUCGUUAUCAUUUAAUCUAGUUUCUAACUAUCUGCUGAAAUUAACGGUUUACUAAAUACACAGCUGUUAGCAAGUAAUGUAUGACUACAAUGAUGAUAGUAGCCACGUCUAGUUCAAUUUGUAUGUUGAUUAUAAGGAAUCUUUUAGUUUUGUCUUUAGCUCCUGUAUUUUUUAUCUUCUCAGAUUACCUUUGAUCAUUUCUAGCUGUAUGUGUAGAUUUCGUCUCCGUUCUCUUUUUGCAACUUGCUUUUAUACUCUUUCUACGGUGCGAGUUCAUUUCUUAAAUCUUCUCGUAUUUAUAUAUAUAUGCAUAUAUCUUGAUGUUUUCCUUUUGUUUUGCGUAUUCUUUAAUCAAUGUCAAUGAAACAUUCGCUUUUUGAAAAAUGAAAGUUAUUGAAUUCAGUUUCGUUGAUUCAGAUGAAAAAGUACUUUCAUCUAUUUAGUGUUCAUUUUUGUUAUUGUUUUCGAGAAGGUUGACCUUUACCAAAAUGAAAUUAGGUGUGCAUCCUAAGAACAAUUUCUAAUUAUCAGUUUCUUUCAAGCAGGUAUUAGUUGACUAUUGUGUGGGUUGAAACUUUCUAUUUUCAUAUGUAGUACACAUAUCAGUUUGAUGGAUGUCUUCUGCAGUGUAACCAAGACUAUGGACUAUGGGAUUAUUUUCUAUUGUUUCAUUAGAG